AUGGCUGCCGCUUCUAUGCCAACAGACACGGGGCGACCCGCCGAGAGCGAAGCAAUAGUGGUGGAUGGGAAAGACGAUGGCUUCGUCGAUAUCUCUGCAUCCGAGUCCGACGAACAGGAACUGCUGGCAUCGGAGAUGAAACAGGCAGAGCUUUCUCACCCGUGCCCGCGAUCUUUCACAUCCCCCGCCCGCCCAUCAAAGAAUCACACCGUAUCUCACAAGCAGCUCGGGAAGCUGCCUGCCCCCUAUCUCAUCGCGGAUGCGAGUCGGCCAUGGUUCCUCUUCUGGUCCCUGAACGGCUUGGCUCUGCUCGGCGAGGACGUUUCCAUGUACAGGCAGCAGCUCAUCGAUACGGCGAGGGCCAUGCAGAACCCAAAUGGUGGCUUCGGUGGCGGCCACGGGCAAGUGUCGCAUCUCGCCACCACCUUUGCGCUGAUCCUCUCGAUCGCCAUCGUCGGCGGCGAGGAUCUCUACGAAGUCAUCGACCGGAAAGCCAUGUGGAAGUGGUUGUGUUCCCUCAAACAGCCCGACGGCGGCGUGCAGAUGGCGUAUGGCGGUGAAGUCGACGUGAGGGGUGCCUAUUGUACCACCGUCAUCGCUGGCCUCCUGAACAUGCCCCUCGAACUGUCGCCCGACUCCCCGGCCUACACCCCCGACGGCAAGACCACCCUCUUCACCGGCCUAGCCGAGUACGUCCGUAGAUGCCAGACCUUUGAAGGCGGCCUCGGAGGCAAGCCAGACACGGAAGCACACGGAGCAUACACAUUCUGUGCCCUGGGCUGUCUCGCCAUACUUGACGCCCCGCACCGAAUCAUCCCAAAGUACCUCGACGUGCCACGACUUAUCUCCUGGCUCUCCUCGCGCCAGUACGCCCCCGAGGGCGGCUUCAGUGGUCGGACGAACAAGCUCGUCGAUGGUUGCUACAGCCACUGGGUCGGCGGCUGCUGGCCCCUCGUCGAUGCCGCACUGAACGGCGCCAGCGAGCUUGACGAAAACGUCGGUGACGAUGAGGGGGACUGCCAGCUAACACACGAUUGGGACAUGACAUACGUCGGCGAAGACGACACCAUUCUGGCGGAACCCAGGUGGAGGGUUAGGCCCCGCACAGGUGCCGAUCAGGUGUUCGACGAGGAGGACCGCGUCGCCACGAUCCACCCCGCGUACACGAUUCCCGAGCAGAAGGCGUAUGCCAUGAAGGCCUACUUUGCGGCCAAGACAGGGUUCUAG
Molecule: messenger RNA, 1227 nt
Organism: Verticillium alfalfae VaMs.102
Lineage: Eukaryota; Fungi; Ascomycota; Sordariomycetes; Glomerellales; Plectosphaerellaceae
Product: farnesyltransferase subunit beta
Exons: 6
Coding region: 1-1227 (408 amino acids)
Biological process (GO): protein farnesylation
Cellular component (GO): protein farnesyltransferase complex
Molecular function (GO): protein farnesyltransferase activity
Source: RefSeq, a predicted model, not a curated record